GUUUACGCCGGCGGCUUGCUGCGGCCGGGUUCCUUCCGCGGGACGGGUGAGGGCGCAUGGGCCCCUUGCGCGCGCGGGCCUCUCGUGGGUCUGGAGUUGCUAACUGGUCCCACGGGAGAAGUGGGGUUGUCAACAGUGUCCCUACUCAUCACUAGGGAGAAAGAGAGAGCGCGAAAGAGAGAGGAUGUCUCUCUCAGACUGGCAUCUGGCAGUGAAGCUGGCUGACCAGCCACUCGCCCCCAAAUCUAUCCUUCAGUUGCCAGAAACAGAGCUGGGAGAAUAUUCACUAGGGGGCUAUAGCAUUUCAUUUCUAAAGCAGCUUAUUGCUGGCAAGCUCCAGGAAUCUGUUCCCGACCCAGAGCUGAUUGAUUUGAUCUACUGUGGACGGAAGUUAAAAGAUGACCAGACCCUUGACUUCUAUGGUAUUCAGCCUGGGUCCACAGUCCAUGUUCUCCGAAAAUCUUGGCCUGAGCCUGAUCAGAAACCUGAACCUGUGGACAAAGUGGCUGCCCUGAGAGAAUUCCGGGUCCUGCACACUGCCCUGCACAGCAGCUCCUCCUACAGGGAGGCGGUCUUUAAGAUGCUCAGCAAUAAAGAAUCUUUGGAUCAGAUCAUUGUGGCCACCCCAGGCCUCAGCAGUGACCCCAUUGCUCUAGGGGUUCUCCAGGAUAAGGACCUCUUCUCUGUCUUUGCUGAUCCCAACAUGCUGGAUACAUUGGUGCCUGCUCACCCAGCCCUAGUCAAUGCCAUCAUCCUGGUUCUGCACUCGGUAGCAGGCAGCACCCCAAUGCCAGGAGCUGACUCCUCUUCCCGAAGCAUGCCCUCCAGCUCGUACCGAGAUAUGCCAGGUGGUUUCCUGUUUGACGGGCUCUCAGAUGAUGAGGACGACUUUCACCCAAGCACCCGGUCUACACCCUCUAGCAGUACACCCACUUCCCGCCCAGCCUCCCUGGGGUACAGUGGAGCUGCAGGGCCCCGCCCCAUCACCCAGAGUGAGCUCGCCACUGCCCUGGCCCUAGCCAGUACUCCAGAGAGCAGUUCUCACACACCAACACCUGGCACUCAGGGCCAUUCUUCCGGCACCUCGCCAAUGUCCUCUGGUGUCCAGUCAGGGACACCUAUCACCAAUGAUCUUUUUAGCCAAGCCCUCCAGCAUGCCCUGCAGGCCUCUGGGCAGCCCAGCCUUCAGAGCCAGUGGCAGCCUCAGCUGCAGCAGUUGCGUGACAUGGGCAUCCAAGAUGACGAGUUGAGCCUCCGGGCCCUUCAGGCCACCGGAGGAGAUAUCCAAGCAGCCCUGGAACUCAUCUUUGCUGGAGGAGCCCCAUGAACUUCUUGUAUCCAAACAACCAGCAAGUUGAAGAGGCUUUAUCUGGCAGGAGGCAUUUGCUUCCCCUCACCCCUCCAAUAUAUCUAAUGGUUCAUUCGA
Molecule: messenger RNA, 1426 nt
Organism: Psammomys obesus (fat sand rat)
Lineage: Eukaryota; Metazoa; Chordata; Mammalia; Rodentia; Muridae
Gene: Ubl7
Product: ubiquitin like 7
Exons: 11
Coding region: 185-1327 (380 amino acids)
Biological process (GO): ubiquitin-dependent protein catabolic process
Cellular component (GO): cytosol
Molecular function (GO): polyubiquitin modification-dependent protein binding
Source: RefSeq, a predicted model, not a curated record